AACAGGGUCUCGGUUGCCACUGUGGACAACGUGCUAUCCUUUUUUUCGCCUCAGUUUCUGCCUCUUGAAGCGGCUGGACUUUGAGGAGCUUGAAAAGGCAGCCCCCAGGGAGUUAACCCCUUAUUCUGGGAGGCUAGAACAGCCCUAACGGAGGCAGGGUCCCUCUGUCCAGCGGUAAGGAUGGUGUUACUACCCAGCUGGACCCUGGCGAGCGGGGUGCUGUGAGCAGGGAGUGGCUUCCAGGAUGAGAGGUGGUGCCCCCUAGGGGCCUGCGGGUGACUCCCAGGUCCCCACUCCUGGGCAGGAGGACUGUCCACGUCUGAGGCACGUUUGGUGCCCUCUACGUCCUUGGCCAGAACAUCUGCAGCUCCUUCCACGGGACUGGGAGCCAGGCCUCGGGGCAGACAAGCCAUGGACCCCCCACAGCCUCAGCAUGUGGGGGCAGCACCGUAGCACAGAGGGGCAGCUUCCUUCCACCCCCUCCCACCAAGAAGGAGGGAGCUGAGAAGUGAACCCUCCACCUAGCCUAGCGCUCUCCCCAGGCCCCGGUGAGCAUGGACCAGCAGCUGUGAACAGCCAGAGCCGAUGCCGGGCCCCCAGGGGGCCGGAGGAGCCCCGGCCAUGAACCUGGGCAAGCUCUCGCCCGUGGGCUGGGUGUCCAGCUCACAGGGGAAGAAGCGGCUGACUGCGGACAUGAUCAGCCCCCCGCUUGGGGAUUUCCGCCACACCAUGCACGUGGGCCGCGGUGGGGAUGUCUUCGGUGACACCUCCUUCCUCAGCAACCAUGGUGGCGGCUCAGGGAGCACCCACCGCUCGCCCCGGGGCUUCCUGGCCAAGAAGCUGCAGCUGGUGCGGAGAGUGGGGGCCCCGCCCCGGAGGAUGGCUUCUCCGCCCGCACCCUCACCUGCUCCACCAGCCAUCUCCCCCAUCAUCAAGAAUGCCAUCUCCCUGCCUCAGCUCAACCAGGCGGCCUACGACAGCCUCGUGGUGGGCAAGCUCAGCUUUGACCGCAGCCCUGCCAGCUCCACAGAUGGCCACUCCGCUUACGGCCUGGACUCCGGGUUCUGCACCAUUUCCCGCCUGCCUCGCCCAGAAAAGCCUCGUGACCGAGACCGUGAUAGCUCCUUCCCCGCUGAGCCUGAGCUUCGCCGCUCUGACUCCCUCCUGUCCUUCCGCCUGGACCUUGACCUUGGGCCCUCUCUCCUCACUGAGCUCUUGGGGGCCAUGAGCCUCUCAGAAGGCUCUGCAGCUGAGACCCCCGCCCCGGCUCCUGCUGCAAGUCCCCCAGCCUCUGUUGCAACCCCCCCGGCCCCUGCCUCAAGCCCCUCACCUCGUGGACGCUGCCCCAAUGGGGUAACCACCAGGUUGGGCCCAGUGGCCGAGGCGAGGGCCAGUGCGGUGGGAGAGGGCCCCCGUGCGCCUGCUGACGAGGGCCCCAGCAGGCACUGGGGAGCUGUCUCGGGUGGCAGCCAAAGCCGCCGCCUCUACACUGAGGUGGAUGCUCGGGGUGAGGGGUUGGGGGCGCUGUCCCAGGCUCGGGCCUCCUGGGGGAGCCUGGAUGAAGAGUGCGGGGCAUCCCAGGCAGGCAGCAGGACCCCCGUGCCCAGCACAGUGCAGGCCAACACCUUCGAGUUUGCUGAUGCUGAGGAGGACGACGAGGUCAAGGUGUGAUCGGCUGGGCACAGGCUGAGAACCCCGGUCAGCCUCCGGGCACUGCCUGCGAGGAGCCCAGAUGCAGCCCCAGCCCCUGGCAGCUGGGUCUUGCCAGUGACAGACGGGAGAACCCAAGUUGUCCCCAGGCCCUUGCACACCUCUGCUGGACAGACAUGGGAGGGAGGCCAGGGGAGACCAGGCUUGUUCCAGGACCCAGGUGUUCCCCUGGGCCUGCUCGGCCACCCCGCCUCCCUCCACUGCCACUCCGGACCUCCGGACACAGUAGCUAUUCCCUGGGCUCACCCUCCACCCCAGGCCCCCAACCCGCUGGAGGGCCCAGCCUCACAGUGCAGCCUUUGUGUUGGGAAAGCUGCCCUUGCUGGGUGGGGGUGGGGAGCCUACCACAUAGAGCCUUUGUCUCCUCUCCUGAAGAGACCCUCGGCCCCAGCUCAUCCUGGAGUUGCCCCCAGCAGGGUCCCUCCUGCCUGUCUGAGAGCCCCCACAGCUGCCUCCCCAACAUUCCCACCACCAGCCCCAUGUCCCAGAAGCCUCAGAAAAGUCAGGUGUGACCUCACUGAGAAGGGGGAGGGUCCCACCUUCCCGUGCACCCCAGACCUGCCUCUGGGUCCUGAUUAA
This is a messenger RNA of Budorcas taxicolor (takin), 2289 nucleotides long. RefSeq names its product CDC42 effector protein 1 (gene CDC42EP1). The record is from RefSeq and is a predicted model, not a curated record. NCBI's taxonomy places the organism in Eukaryota, Metazoa, Chordata, Mammalia, Artiodactyla, Bovidae. The transcript is spliced from 3 exons. Bases 586 to 1671 code for a protein of 361 amino acids.